AUGGAGUUUCCGAAGAUUCUUAAAAUUGCUGUAGUGGAAUUCUCGAACUUAAAAUUCUCUUUAACCUCAGAUGGUGUCAUGAAAUUUUCCGGAGUUGAAGGUAGACUAUUAGGAACAAUAUUAGAUGCUUUACAUGUAAUUCCAGAAAUAGUAACUCCACACGAUUUUGAAUGGGGCUCUUUGAAAGAAGAUGGUAAUUGGACUGGAAUGAUUGGGCUGGUUCAUAGAGGUGAAGCGGAUAUUGCUCUGUCCUCAAUUGCACAGUCAUUUGAGCGGAUGAGAGAUGUUGAUUUUAGCAUGUCAUACACAAUGACUGAUACAACUUUCGCUGUAGAAAGACCCGGCGAAAUAUCAAAAGGUUUUGUUUUCAUGCUUCCAUUUUCUCUAGAAAUUUGGAUUAUCACUUUCGCUUUUAUAAUUGCAUACCCUCUUCUGAUUCGAUUAUUCCUGUCAAAUAACUCUUACGCUUAUUUAUGGUUAAACACAGUGGGAAAUAUUCUAAAACAGCCAUCGGAAAUCGCGAAUAAGCCAUGGUAUAAUCGAAUCAUACAAGCAACUUGGUUACUUUUUGCAUUUUCGAUCUCCUGCUUUUAUUCUGCAGUUUUGUUAUCGUUUCUAACUUUUCCUAUAGAAGGUGAUUUAAUAAGAAGCUUCAAACAAUUGUCUGAAGCUGUUACUGACAGCAAGCUUGAUUGUUAUGUGGUGAGGGGAACCCUGACUAUAUCGAAGCUACUGAAUUUAGAAGAUGAACACCUGAAAAGACUCGGUGAGUCAAUAAUUCGAAAUAAUUGGCUGGAAAAGCCCAAACCAAACUGUAGUUUUAACUUCUGCAAUGCAGCGAAAACAGGAAGUGCCUAUUUAAGUUUAAGAGAGCUUUUAGAGAAAUACUUUGGAUUAAGACUUGAUAUGUACAUUUCGAAAGACUCUUUGGGGAUUACGCCAGUGGCGAUAGCUAUCAACCCAAAUUUUUGCUGUGGAAAAAAGCUAGAUGAUGUAUUGUAUAGACUUAUUGAAAGUGGUAUAUACCGUAAGUUUGUACAAGAUGAAUCAUUGAAAUCUUACAUAGAGUUCUCCAAGAAUGCGACAUUUGUCAAAGACAACUUUAAACCACUUCUACUACAUGAAUUAAUAGGUGCAUUCAUGAUGCUAGUUUUUGGGCUAACAAUUUCGUGCUUUGUUUUUAUCUGUGAAGUCUUAUAUUUUAAGAGAAAUUCUUCAACAGACUCAAAAUAA
This is a messenger RNA of Parasteatoda tepidariorum (common house spider), 1233 nucleotides long. Its product is annotated as ionotropic receptor coreceptor Ir8a-like. The record is from RefSeq and is a predicted model, not a curated record. Lineage: Eukaryota; Metazoa; Arthropoda; Arachnida; Araneae; Theridiidae. Gene Ontology annotation, molecular function: signaling receptor activity; ligand-gated monoatomic ion channel activity. Gene Ontology annotation, cellular component: membrane. Gene Ontology annotation, biological process: monoatomic ion transport.